GGGGGCGCCUGCCCGCUGCCGCCUGCGAAGCGCUGACACCAGCCGCGGGCGCAGGGGGACGCGGAGCCGGGCGAGCGGGCGGGGUUGUGCUCGGCGCUCAGCCCCCGGCGGCAGCAGCAGCACUAGCCGCGCUCCUAGAAGUCAACAUAAGGCAUUUUAAUGUCUGUCUAUUGGCACUGGAGGGUGAUCCUAUGUAAGGAAACUGGCAGCUGCAAUUGUUUCGUAACAGACAGCCAGUCGAAUGAGGGGAAAGAAGAAGAUAUUGAGCCACAAAUUGUGGUAUCGGACAUCAUCCAGCUUGUGCGAGAGAAGCAGCAGGUGCCAGCAAUGCACGCAGAAGAAAUCAUGCAUCAGGAUAUCAUUCCCCUCUGUGCUGCAGAUAUUGAAGACCAGUUAAAGAAGCAAUUUGCCUAUCUGUCAGGUGGCAGAGGAGAAGAUGGUUGCCCUGUUAUCACAUUCCCAGACUACCCAGCUUUCAGCGAGAUCCCAGAGAAAGAGUUUCAGAAUGUCCUGACAUAUCUAACUAGCAUUCCAAGUUUACAAGAUGCUGGAAUUGGAUUUAUCCUUGUCAUAGAUCGAAGGCAAGACAAAUGGACCUCUGUGAAAGCCUCCAUACUGCGAAUAGCGGCAUCUUUCCCAGGAAACCUGCAGCUGGUCCUUGUUCUGCGCCCAACAGGAUUUAUCCACCGAACUCUCUCAGACCUCGCUUUCAAAUUCAACAGAGAUGAAUUUAAAAUGAAGGUACCUAUCAUAAUGCUGGGCUCAGUAACAGAAUUGCAUGGUUAUAUUGACAAAACACAGCUAACAGAAGACCUUGGUGGCACUCUGGAUUAUUGUCAUAACAGAUGGCUCUCUCACCGCACUGCCAUAGAAAGUUUUGCCCUAAUGGUUAAGCAAACAGCUCAAAUGCUUCAGUCCUUUGGGACCGAAUUGGCUGAAACAGAACUACCAAAUGAUGUACAAUCAACCAGCUCCCUUCUUGCAGCACAUAGUGAAAAGAAGGACAAAAUGAAGGAGGAUUUGAGGUUAGCUUUAAAACAGGGACAUGAUAUCCUUGAAAGUAAUAGAAAGCCAGUUGCUGAGAACCCUGACUACAAACUCAACCAAGAUCAACUUGACAAUCAAACCACUGUGGAAAGGCUUCUGGCUCAAUUAGAUGAAACAGAGAUUGCCUUUGAUGAAUUUUGGGCUAAACAUCAACAAAAGCUUGAGCAGUGUGUACAGCUUCGGAAUUUUGAACAAACUUUUAGAGAGGUCAAAGCAGCUUUGAGUAUUGCGUCCGAGAGGUUAUCUGCUUUCACAGAUGUGGGAAACAGCGUUUCACAUGUGGAGCACAUUCUGAAGGAUCUUGCCAACUUUGAAGAAAAAUCACAUGAAUCCUUAGGAAAAGCUAGGGUGCUAGCUUCUCAAGGUGACCAGCUUGUUCAAAACAACCACUAUGCUGUGGACUCCAUUCUUCCAAAGUGCAAUGAGCUCCAUCAUCUCUGUGAUGCAUUUGCUACAGAGACAGAAAAGAGGAGAGGUCUUCUUAACAAAUCUCUGGAACUGCAUAGUCUAUUGGAGAAGUCCAUGAGGUGGUGUGAUGAAGGCAUUUACCUGCUAGCGUCACAGCCUGUAGACAAAUGCCAGUCCCAGGACGGCGCAGAAUCAGCUUUGCAGGAGAUUGAGAAAUUCCUGGACACAGGGGCAGACAAUAAAAUCAAGGAACCGAAUAAAGUUUACCAACUAUAUGAACCCAUUCUCAACCAGGACCUAAUGGAACAUGUGCAAAAAGUUUUUCAAAAGCAGGAAAGCAUGGAAGAAAUGUUUCAAAAGAGACAAGUGAGCCUUAAAAAACUGGCAGCUAAGCAGACCCGUCCAGUUCAGCCAGUGGCACCAAGACCUGAAGUCUUUGUAAAAUCUCCUUGUGUCUCUCCAGGUCUUCGAAGAGGCUCUGACUAUGUGUCCAACACAGAAGAUAACAUGCUCCGGAGAAUGAACUACAGAAGACUAAAAAAUGAAAUGAGUGAAAUCCGUCAAAGCAGAGGUGGAUCUGUGAUGGAUGAUGAAGAAAACCUAGCUGUGUUACGAAGCCAUGUAAUUAAUGAACUUAUUGAAACUGAACGAGCAUAUGUGGAAGAACUUCUUUGUGUUCUUGAGGGGUAUGCGUCAGAGAUGGACAACCCUUUAAUGAUGCAUCUCAUUUCACCAGGGCUCCUAAAUAAGAAGGAUAUUUUGUUUGGGAAUAUGGAAGAAAUUUAUCACUUUCACAACAGAAUAUUCUUGAAAGAACUAGAAAAUUACAUAGAAUACCCAGAGCUGGUGGGAAGGUGUUUUCUGGAAAGGAUGGAAGAUUUCCAGAUUUAUGAAAAAUACUGUCAAAAUAAGCCCCGAUCUGAAAGCUUAUGGAGGCAGUUUUCAGACUCUGCAUUUUUUCAGGAAUGUCAGAGGAAACUUGAUCACAAGCUGAGUUUGGAUUCCUACUUACUGAAACCUGUUCAGAGAAUAACCAAAUACCAGUUACUGCUGAAGGAAAUGCUGAAAUACAGCAAAAACUGUGAAGGAGCUGAAGAUCUGCAGGAGGCAUUAACCUCUAUACUAGGUAUUCUCAAAGCAGUCAAUGAUUCCAUGCACCAGAUUGCCAUUACUGGCUAUGAUGGAAACCUGAAUGAACUAGGCAAGCUUUUAAUGCAAGGAUCCUUCAGUGUAUGGACUGAUCAUAAAAAAGGUCACUCAAAAGUGAAGGAUUUGGCACGUUUCAAGCCAAUGCAAAGGCACCUGUUCCUCCAUGAGAAGGCAGUGUUGUUCUGUAAAAAGAGAGAAGAAAAUGGAGAGGGAUAUGAAAAAGCACCUUCCUACAGUUAUAAGCAUUCCUUAAACAUGACAGCUGUUGGAAUAACAGAGAAUGCUAAAGGUGACUCAAAGAAAUUUGAAAUCUGGUAUAAUGCGAGAGAAGAAGUUUACAUCAUUCAGGCACCAACUCCUGAAAUUAAAGCUACCUGGGUAAAUGAAAUUAGAAAAGUGUUAACUAGCCAACUGCAGGCAUGCAGAGAAGCUAGUCAGCACAGAACACUAGAACAGACACACAGUUUACCUGUACCUGCACCAACUUGUACAAGUCCUUCAAGGAAUCAGGGAAGAACUGUCAAAAAAGUAGAAGAGAGAAAAACUGAUCCCACAAGUCCAGAAGGUUGUGUCACCUCAGUAGCACCAAAGUACCCCGAGAAAGGCAAAGAUGAUACAGUAAUUAGUUCUACCUCAGAAUGCUCUGCACUGUCAAAAAAGCGCUUUACACUUCAGGGCUUUACUAACCUCAAAAGUCAGAAAGAAACUCCAUCUCCUACUGCUAAAAACCAGACAUUGCCAAUGAUCCUUCUGACAGGACCAGCUUCUCCUACCAGCCCUGACAAAAAAGCUAAACGACAUGAAGUAAAGAGUGAUCCAACUCCUUUUGGUUUAAGAGAUGCAAGUUCAGUAUUAACAUUGGACAGGGCCAAAUGGCUCAGUACUUCUAAUCUUCUACCAGCAGCCCAGCGCAGGCAAGGUUGGGCUAAAACAUCUCAUUCACUUGAUGCCUCUGAAGAAAAUGAUGGUUGGUCUAGUGCUGAGGAUCCACUUAAUUCAUCAGAUGCAGAGGAAGAAGAAGGAGAAGAUGGAGGAGAGAUUAAGCUGACUCCUGGUAAAUACACUGUUGUGACUGAUUAUGACAAAAACGGUUCUGAAGAUCUUGCAGUGAAAAGUGGAGACCUCGUUCAGCUGAUCCGUGAAGGGGAGGACAGAAUUUGGUAUGUGAAGAAUCUGAGCACGGGGAAAGAAGGUUUGGUGCCAGCGAACAAUUUAUUGAUGCUCAUAGGCAACUCAAAAUCAGCUCAGUCUUUAAGCAGCUCUGAAUCAGGCACUGGAUGCAGUACUUUGAGUUCAUCAUCAAGUUAUAAUGAAAGUUGCAAUGCUGGCAGCACCAGCUUCUGAGACAUCAAGGGCUAAUGCUAACAUUUCCCCAAGUCGCCUGUGAACUUCCAGCAUCUUAUGCAGACUUCUGAACGUUGGACUGAAAUGGAGAUCCAGCAUGUAUGUGUUGCCUGUCUCAUGUUUUAAAUGGUGAUUUACGGAGCCAUCCCUAGGAAGAGCUCAGUGAAAAGUAUGUGGAAUCUGAGAUUCUAAAGAAAAGUAAAUGAUCUGAAAUGGGAUCUUCUAGCAGCUUCUGAUCUGAAGUCUGAAUCUCAACAUACAUUUUCCCAUGGAUAUUGCCAUCAGAUUUCUACAGACACACCAUUUUACCACAACCAGAAGAAGAACAGGACGAGACAGGAAUGUGUUCCUCUGUGGUAAAUCCUAUUGUAAAAUAAUGAAAUAAAAAUAAUUGUAUAAUAUAGAAAUAAGGAUAAGAAAUCCGAGUUUACAGUUCACUCUCCCAAAAACCUUUCUGUAAGGAUACUUCUGGGUUAAUGCAGUAUAUGGAGUGUCUUUUACAAUAACCGGGAAUUAAAUGUAGGUCCAGCCAUUCUCUUGUCUUGAAUUUUUAGCACUCUGCUUUCUGCAGUAAAAUGCAUCUUCACAGUCUAUGGUGCAAAAGAAAUAGACAAUUCACUGACCACAACAACAUCAAAAGAAAAGACUAUUUUAUCUUUUCCAGCAUUUUUUACUGUGUCCAAUGGCCAUUUUUGCGGUAUUUUGGCCUCUGAACCGAGUUCUUUACCAAGGAUCACUGUGUUUACAUAACAUUGGCAAUUUAAUAGCAUGUUUGAUACAAAAUUAUUUUUCAUUACUAAGGUACACAUUGAAACACAAAAUGUUUGUAUUACUUAAGUGAUUUCUUAAUGAUUUGUAAUACAAUGUGGUUAUCUUCAGUUCUAACAGUUAGAAGAUGGUUGCAGGCAAAUGAAACUAUGCUAGCUACACUGUAAUGCUGAAGAUUUAUUAUGAGAAUUAGAAACCUGAACCUUUAAGCUAAGGAUGUAUGUUUGUAGAUUUACUCAAAAGGAUUAAAAAAUUUAAACAAUUGUGUAUUUUUUUCUAUAAAAUGGGAGGGUGGGGGGCAAUAACUUUAUUUAAAAAAAAUCUGGACUGUGUUGUGGACAAAUAUUUUAAAUCCUUUUUUUAAAGGGAGGGAAAUCAUAAACAUACAGUUUUUCAGGGUAUAAUGUAAAUAAUGUAAAUUAUCACCUCAGAUAUUCUUUGCAGUUCAGCCUUACAAAUGCAAACAGUGUAUCAAUUUUAAAAAUGUUUUGCUUAUGCUGGAAUAUCAUUUUUUUUCCUGGUCUCUGUACUGUAUUACUUAAAAUAAUCUGGAGUGUUGAGGGCUUGAUUUUCAGAAGCACUGAGCGCAGGGAGCUUCUAUUGCAAUCAAUGGGAGCUGCUGGUGCUCAGCACCUAGAAGUCUAUCUUAAUAUAAGAAAUCUAGAUUUUACACUUAAUGAUGUGAACAGCUAAAAGAGAAAUGCCUCAAAAGAAUGAUCUUACUUUUCUAGUUUCCUGAAGCGGUUCCUGUCCCAGUUACAAUCAAAAUGCAGCUGGCUGUGGCCAGUGCAUAAAUGUGUGUAUAAAUGCAUAUAUAUGUACGUGUGUGUGUGUGUGUGUAUGUGUGUGUAUAUAUAUAUAUAUAUCUCAAUGUAAAAGAUGUAUUUAUAGUCUUCAUGCUGCUGAAAAUGUCACUUUACAAUUCAUAAAUACUUAGUUUUCUUGCAAUACUGCAGUAUGAAGGCUGGUCAGGGUUUUUACUUUAUGCAUCAUUUCCAAAAAAGGAUUAAUCUGUUCCUUCUUAAAUUAUCUUAAACUGUGCUAGCCAGGACUGUUUAGCCUGAUAUGUGAUAAUGAAAUAACAAUGUGCAGAGAUAUUGGUUUGCCUUCUUGUUUGUAAGUUAUUUUGUAAAUGAUCUGUAACAUAAUUUACUUAAAUAUAUUGCUCUCAAGCAGUCCUAUAAUGAAACUGUGUCCUUUCAGCUGUCUCAUUGCAGCAUCCUUUCCAUUAUUUUUGUGAUCUUAUACACACCAUUGCACUUUAAUACAGCACAUUUCACCGUUUCCUUUUCUACAGCUGUUUUAAAUUAUAAGUACAAAAUCAGAGGUCUUUAUUGGAUGUAUGAAAGUUUGAUGAAUAAAUUUCAGCAUUUCUUGCUGGAUAUCCUCAA
Molecule: messenger RNA, 6107 nt
Organism: Mauremys mutica (yellowpond turtle)
Lineage: Eukaryota; Metazoa; Chordata; Testudines; Geoemydidae
Gene: MCF2L
Product: MCF.2 cell line derived transforming sequence like
Exons: 35
Coding region: 160-3948 (1262 amino acids)
Biological process (GO): intracellular signal transduction; positive regulation of Rho protein signal transduction
Cellular component (GO): extrinsic component of membrane; cytoplasm
Molecular function (GO): protein binding; guanyl-nucleotide exchange factor activity
Source: RefSeq, a predicted model, not a curated record